AUGUCUUCGUCACAGCCCUCCUUUGUGCCGUCGUCGCCCAUCCCCCUCCGCGCCGGCGCCAGGAAGAAGUCACGGUUCACGUUCAAACACCUCCAGCUCCUGGCCCAGUCGUCCACAUCGUGUCCCCUGCGCUGCAUUGCCUUGGUCGACUACGAUGCCUUCUACGCGCAGUGCGAGAUGGUGCGGCUGGGCGUCCCCGAAACCCAGCCGCUGGCCGUGCAGCAGUGGCAGGGGCUCAUCGCCAUCAACUAUCCGGCCCGUGACUUCGGCUUGAACCGCCACGUCACCAUCACCGAAGCCAAGGCCAAGUGUCCGCAGAUCGUGGUGCAGCACGUCGCCACCUGGCGCGAGGGCGACGACAAGUGGGCCUACCGCGACGACGCCGCCAAACACAUCCAGACCGACAAGGUGUCGCUCGACCCCUACCGGCUGGAGUCGCGGAAGAGCCUGGCCCUCAUCAAGGAGAUCCUGCCGCCGCCGCCGGUCCAGCGCGUCGAGAAGGCCAGUAUCGACGAGGUCUUCCUCGACCUGUCGGCCCAGAUCCACCAGAUCCUGCUGGACCGGUACCCGGAGCUGCUGCGGUAUGCGCCCUACGACGACCCGACCGAGCACCUGCCGCCGCCGCCGUCGACCGCGCUGAACUGGGAAUCCGCCGACGCGCUGGUGGACCUGGACGCCACCGAGACCGAGGACGACGACCCGGACUGGGACGACGUGGUCAUGAACAUCGGCUCCGAGAUCGUACGGGGCCUGCGCACCACCAUCCGCGAGCGACUGAAGUACACCUGCUCGGCCGGCAUCGCGCGCAACAAGAUGAUGGCCAAGCUCGGCGCGGGCUACCGCAAGCCCAACCAGCAGACCAUCGUGCGCAACCGGGCUGUGCAGCAUUUCCUGUCCGGGUUCAAGUUCACCAAGAUCCGGAACCUGGGCGGCAAACUCGGGGACCACGUCGUCGACACAUUCAACACCGACGACGUCACCGACCUACGGGAGAUUCCCCUCGAACAGCUCAAGGCCAAGCUGGGCGACGAGACGGGUACGUGGCUCUACGGGACGAUUCGCGGAGAGGACCACAGCGAAGUCAGUGCGCGGACGCAGAUCAAAUCCAUGUUAUCGGCCAAGUCCUUCAGGCCGUCUAUCAAUACAACGGAGCAGGCACAUAAAUGGCUUCGAAUAUUUGUGGCGGAUAUCUAUGCUCGCUUGGUCGAGGAGGGCGUGCUCGAGAACAAGCGACGACCCAAGACCAUCACUCUGCAUCACCGGCAAGGCGGACAGACGCGGUCCAAACAACUACCCAUACCCGGAGGCAAGAAGAUCGACGAGAUGGCGCUUUUCGACCUCGCCAAGACCCUGCUCGGACAGGUUAUCGUCGAUGGGAGGGCCUGGCCGUGCGCGAACCUCUCGCUCAGCGUCGGUGGCUUUGAAGAGGGCGUGUCGGGGAAUAAGGGGAUCGAUACGUUCCUGCUGAGAGGGGACGAAGCCCGGGCGGCCAUGGAUGUCCCACACCGAAGUAGCACUGCGACACCGGACCACGAUGAAGGGCGGCCUGAGAAACGGCGACGACUGAACGAAGGUCCCUCCAGCAUUGCCCGCUUCUUUUCCAAGGGCGAGAGCACCGAGGAGGGCGACGACGAAGCCCAAGCUCAUCCGGAAGAGGAGGAGGACGUGAGCGGACAGGGUGACGGUGAAGAGAAGGAAGACCGAGACACCAACCCUGCCCCACCACCUCAACUGCAUCAACAAGACAUCGCCACUUACUUCUGUCAAAGUUGCCAGAAGGCCAUCAAUGAAUCCGAGCGAGGUGAGCAUGAAGACUGGCACUUUGCCAAAGACCUCCAAGCCCAAGAUUCGGGGUCGGUGACGGGCCCGACGAACAGUCGUCCACCUGGUCAGACCGGUAGUAAAUCGAGGCGUGGCGCCGCCAGUAGUUCGCGGGGGCGAGGCUCAAAGGUCGAGAAGGGCCAGAGUCGCCUUGCUUUUGGAUAG
Fonsecaea erecta is the source of this 1986-nucleotide messenger RNA. RefSeq lists its product as hypothetical. Gene Ontology annotation, molecular function: DNA-directed DNA polymerase activity; damaged DNA binding. Bases 1 to 1986 code for a protein of 661 amino acids. Gene Ontology annotation, biological process: response to radiation; error-prone translesion synthesis. The record is from RefSeq and is a predicted model, not a curated record. The transcript has a single exon. Gene Ontology annotation, cellular component: nucleus; replication fork; site of double-strand break. Lineage: Eukaryota; Fungi; Ascomycota; Eurotiomycetes; Chaetothyriales; Herpotrichiellaceae.